Messenger RNA from Closterium sp. Naga37s-1, 1743 nucleotides. NCBI's taxonomy places the organism in Eukaryota, Viridiplantae, Streptophyta, Zygnematophyceae, Desmidiales, Closteriaceae. The record is from the annotation of a GenBank genome assembly.
AUGUCGCGGUUGUCGUACGACGAGCAGCGGCAACUACCCAAGGUGUCGGUGGUGUUGGCGGUGAAGGGAUCAAUAGGGGAAGCCGGCAUGGACAACUGGCGGUCGCAGCUGGUGACGCUGUACGGCGGUGCCGUGGAGUAUAUCUUCUGCGUGGAGAGCGAGGACGACCCUGCGUAUUUCGCCGUGCAGAGCUUGCAAAAAGAGAUGAAGGGUGUCGUCGAUAUUCGGCUAGUCGUUGCCGGCCUAGCAACGGCUUGUUCACAACAGAUUCACAACCAACUAGCGGGCGCAAAGGUGGCGUGUCCUGAGUCUAAGUACCUGCUAUUUUUGGAUGACGACAUUCAGUGCCAUCCAGGGACAUUGGGGUCGUUGGUGAAAGCUAUGGAGACGCGGCCAGAGGUGUUUUGCUGCACAGGCUACUCCUUCGACAUCCCAUCGACGCCAAGCAUCUCCGCGUAUGCCGCGAUGGCGUACCGUCUGCCUCUGCUCAUCGGCAUGUCAUCCGGCGGCCCGGCGUUCUUCGUGUGGGGCGGCUGCAUCAUGCUACGGCUAGCGGAUCUGCGCGCGGAUCGCAACGGCAUGGCGAGCGCACUGCAGCGCAACGGCUACAGCAACGAUCUGAUUCUCACGUCAGUGGCGGGAGUGCACGGAUGCAAGGUGUGGUGCCCUCCCACCGCCAUCUUCCCCGGGAGAAUGUCCGGCGCGUGGACCUUCCGCCGGUACUGGAACUACGUGCGGCGUCAGAUAUUCGCUUUGACCACCUACUGCUCCUCGUACGCGUACCGCACCAACCACGUCGGCUGGUUCUUCUACACGUACGCUUCACUGGCCGUCACCAUCCCGCUCAUCCCCUCGCUCAUCCACCUCGUACUCUUCCUCCUCUCCCUCGCGCGGUCCGUCCUCCUCUCCUCCCGGCCGUUGUUGUUACAAUCGGGCGUCACCGACGUCGCGACGAUCGCGGCGCUUGCGUCUAGCGGGCUGGUGGGCGGCGGGCGGCCGGUGGUGGUGGACGGGAGGACGCUGUGGUGGGAGUGGAUGGUGUCGCGCUCGUUCUGCGCCACGGGCCUCGCGUUCUCCCUCGCCCACUUGGCGAGCAUCGGCAUCUCGGCUCUCCUGGGCACGCGCCUGUUCCACGCCGUCAUCACUCUCUGCAACCUGCUCUCCCCGGAAAAGCCGCAGAUCCGGUUAAGCAAUCUCAGCCUUUCGCUCGGCGUGCUGGGCAUGCUGAUGAACCUGGCGCUGCUGCCUGUCAUCGCGGUGUACACGUACCUACAGCCGGCCAUCACGUGGGCUGGCAUCAAGUAUGUGCGAAGGUCAGGCCUGGUCGCGAAAGUUCGCCAUCCGACGCCCCAGUCCGACGCUUUGCCGAUAGAGUCGCGAGUGUCGCAGAAGGUGCUGGACCUUGAGAUUGCCGGCGGCGGGCUGAUUGGAGACGAGUUUGACGGCGGAUGCUGGAGCGCGCCGUACGAGAAGCGCGAUUGGCUGGUGGAGGCAUUGGCGCGGGUGCCGUGGAGCAAGGGGUGGGCGGAGAACAUGGAGAUGCUGUGCAAGUCGCUGCCGUCCAUUCGCACAGCACGAAGCGUCCAGGCGCUCAAGGUGCAUACUCCAGUGGUGUCUGGUGUAGCGUGCUGUAGGCUAUGGCCGCGUAAGGUGCUGGAUGGCCAACCUUGUGCCAGGUGUGUGCUUCUGUCUGUCAUGUGCCAUGUGCCAGUUGCCUUGACCUGGGCACCGAUUUCUUGUUAG